Messenger RNA from Camellia sinensis, 3102 nucleotides. RefSeq names its product protein DETOXIFICATION 55. NCBI's taxonomy places the organism in Eukaryota, Viridiplantae, Streptophyta, Magnoliopsida, Ericales, Theaceae. Gene Ontology annotation, molecular function: xenobiotic transmembrane transporter activity; antiporter activity. The record is from RefSeq and is a predicted model, not a curated record. Gene Ontology annotation, biological process: xenobiotic detoxification by transmembrane export across the plasma membrane. Gene Ontology annotation, cellular component: membrane.
AAGAUCACCAACUUCAAAUAAUUGGGAGAUUUUAUUUAAAAACUGAUAUCUUCGUGAUAAUGGUUAGGUACAGAGGCAUAGAUAAAUGCUUGCCAUGUCUGUAAUUCAAUGAUUUCAUAAAUAUCACAUAUAUCAGCAAAUAUAAAUUGAUUUUUAAAUGGUUCUAAACUAAUGAUUUAAGUGUGUUCUUUUGUUUCAACAUUAAAGAUGAGGUACAUUGGAGUUUGUACCAAAGCUCCACUAAUUAUAUUGAAGAACUUGCUAUCAGAAAUGUACAUCAAAUAACAUCAGAACAAUAGUUGUCAAGAGAAAGUUUCACAAACCACAUAAUGAAACUUGAAGAUGAAAAAACAAAACAAAUAAAAAAAUUAGACAUCUAAACAAGGAAGAAUGUUGUCUGAUAAACAGCAUCCCUAAUUUCCUUGGUUUGUAACCGUCCAGAAGCAUUUAUGCUUUAUAAGUGAAAUAUCAAAUCUCAUUUUUUCUAAGGCAAUGCCUUUGGUUGCUUUGCCAAGCUGGUUGCAGCCAACUCUGUAGAGUUUGAUUGUUUCUAAUUAACUCAAACAAACACCACCCUUUCAAAAAUCUACAAGCAAAUCACGGGAAAACCAAAAGCACUAUAUGAACCUAGUGACCAGUCAAUGGUAAUAUCAUGCUUUAAAUUAUUUCUAGUUAUAAUAAAUCAACAGCAACAACAAUUAUUUUGGACCACAAAUUUCUUCAUGUGAAGUCAGUUUAAAAAUAUAACAUUGGGCAUGAUUCGUUUUUUCGAAAAAGGAAGUGGAUGUGUUCUCACAUCUCUUUUAUUUAGAAAAAUGAAAACAUAGUUAGAACAGUAUUAGGCACCCCUUAUCUAAGGUUAAUACACUAAUUUUUAAAAUUUUACAGCACUCUGCCUUCCGUUUGAGAGCUUUUAAGAACAAAAAGUUUCAAGCCCACCACCUCCCACCCUUAUAAAGCUCUUCCAAUUCUUUUCUGACAAUUGCAGCUCUCUCUCUCUCUCUUUCUCUCACUCUCUCUGUGUAAAACAAAAGGAUAUCCCUACCAUUGAACUCUCUGACCCUCACAAGGAAACAAGAAAAAGCAGAAAAAAAGCUAAAAGGAAAAACAGAUGGCUGCAGAGCAAACCCAAAAGCACCCAACAAUGCCUGAGGUAGUUGAGGAGUUGAAGAGAAUGACCGACAUAAGCUUCCCCAUAGUGGCCAUGGGCUUGAUUGGCUAUCUCAAAAACAUGAUUCUAGUUGUGUGCAUGGGAAGGCUAGGGAGCCUCGAGCUAGCUGGCGGUGCACUAGCCAUUGGCUUCACCAAUAUCACCGGCUACUCAGUUCUAUCAGGUCUAGCCAUGGGGAUGGAGCCACUUUGCGGCCAGGCUUUUGGUUCUAGAAACUUAACAUUAGUGUCACUCAGUCUUCAAAGAACAAUUCUAAUGUUACUGUUAGCAUCAAUACCAAUAGGAUUGUUAUGGUUUAACCUAGAGCCUCUCAUGCUUAGGCUCCACCAAAACCCAGAUAUAACACAUGUUGCUAGCCUCUACUGCCGCUACGCCAUCCCAGAUCUCGUUGCUAAUAGCCUUCUUCACCCACUACGUGUCUAUUUACGCAGUAAAGGGACGACAUGGCCAUUGAUGUGGUGCACUUCACUUGCAGUGCUUCUCCACCUUCCCAUCACCGUUUUCUUUGCCUUCAGACUUCGACUUGGGGUCCAGGGGAUUGCAGUUUCAACCUUUGUCACCAACUUUAACACCUUGUUUUUCCUUCUAGGCUACAUAAUCUACACUCACAACCCAAAGAAGCACAUGUGUCAACCACUAAUACCCCAAAUGAAGCCAUUUUCUACAACUUCACUAGGGGAGGAGUGGGGAAUGCUACUUCGACUUGCUAUACCAAGUUGUCUAGCUGUUUGUUUGGAGUGGUGGUGGUACGAGUUCAUGACAAUUCUAGCGGGUUACCUCAACAAACCUCAUGUUGCCCUUUCAACAUCAGCUAUAAUAAUACAAACCACCUCUCUCAUGUAUACAUUGCCUUCUGCAUUUAGUGCAUCAGUGUCAACCAGAGUGAGCAAUGAGCUUGGAGCGGGCAGGCCAGGUAAGGCCAGUUUGGCAACAGUGGUAGCUAUAGGACUGGCCCUUUUAACAUCUGUUUUUGGCUUGUUAUGGACCACCUUAGGGAGAGAAUCAUGGGGGAGAGUUUUUACAAAAGACAAUGAGGUUCUAGAGUUAACAAUGGCUGUGCUACCCAUAAUAGGGCUAUGUGAGCUCGCAAACUGUCCACAAACCACAUGUUGUGGGGUUCUCCGUGGAAGUGCUAGGCCCGGUGUUGGAGCAGGUAUAAACUUUUACUCAUUUUACUUGGUGGGUAUGCCAGUGGCUAUCAUUUUGGCCUUUGUCAAGAAACUUGGAUUUUUGGGCCUUUGUUAUGGGCUUUUAGCAGCUCAGGUGGCAUGUGUAAUUUCAAUCUUCAUAGUGAUAUACAAGAUGGAUUGGGAUAAAGAAUCAUUAAAGGCUAAAGACUUAGUGGGAGAGAGUUGUGCAUUUGCACAUGCAGAUCAAACAGUGUAAUGUGAAGAAGUUGGGUCUCCCAAAGAGGUAGCUUUCAAAAGUGAAUGUUAUUUAUGGAAGUAAUAUGCACAAAUAACACAGCAUUAACAGUAUAACUGCAGAGUCUCAUUUUCAUAGUUUCAAGUCAAGUCAUGCUAUAUGAAUUGUGUAUUGCGUACUUGUCUUUUAAUUUCAGUCCCUACCAAUCUCCAACGUCUUGAUCCAUGCAUAGUUGACUCAUGAAGCUGCCUGCAGCUAUAGGUGAUGAGUUAAAUUCGCUAGUUGUUCAGCAUGAAGAUGUAAAAGCCUUCCGUGUUUGGUCAAUGCUAAGAUGAUAUAAGUAAAAAAUUUAUGUGUGCCUUACAUGGAGCCCGUAUAAGGGCCUAUUUAAUGACCAUGUACUGACUUAAAAUUCCAUGUGCUUAGUAAUCAAGAUUAAAGUACGUCAAGACAUUUUGUUUUAUAUUUUCAUUCUUGUUUUAUAUUUUCUGUUUUUUUCCCUUUUUCUCUUCUAAAAUUCAAUGGUCAAUCUAACUUGGGAAAUAUCAGGGGCAAUAGGAGAUGAA